AUGGCCGCUCCAUCCGCCGCCUCCGCCUCUCGUCAACCGACCGACAGCGAGGAUCCCAGGAUGUCCCACGAAUCAUCCAUCUCGACCGUUUCCACCACGAGCCUCGUCUUCGACCGCCUGCACGAACAGAAUGAGAAGCAAACCUACACUUCCUCGUCUGCCUCCCAGAGGCGUCGCGCUCCAUCCACCUCCCGUGGCGCAUACGCCGACAAUCCCGACGACUUCGACGACGAGAAUGACCUGAAGGAGUCCGAUACCAAUGACCUCGAGACGGGGCCGCUGAUGGCCCCCGGUGCCGCCGGCAUUGUGCGCCGCGUGGGGAUGGAUCGCGGGCUGAAGAAGGGGCUGUUAAUACUGGGCAUCGCCUUUCUUUUCGCGUGGGGCACCGCGCUGUUCGUCUUCCUGACGAACAAAUCAUAUCAGCAUGGGAGCAAGGUCGACCACGACCCCUCGGCGACGCAGCGCGGUUCCGGGAAGCCGGUGACGCUGGAUCAGGUCAUGUCCGGCUUCUGGUCGCCAUACUCGCACUCGGUCAGCUGGAUCGAGGGUCCGAACGGGGAGGACGGGCUGCUGCUGGAACAAGGUGCGCGGGGUAAGGACUACCUCGUCGUGGAGGACAUCAGAUCUGGCAACAAGGCGGCUGGCCAGGUAUCUGCCGACGUCGUUCAGAGCCGCACGCUCAUGAAGAACCCAUGGAUCGAGUACAAUGGCCGUCAAUUGACGCCCUUCGACGGCCGUCCGAGCAAGGACAUGAAGAAGGUCCUCGUCUCGACUGACCGGGAGCACAACUGGCGCCACUCUUUCACUGCGCUGUACUGGAUCUUCGACGUUGAGACGCAAACUACCGAGCCACUCGACCCUGAUGACGCUUCCGGUCGCGUGCAGCUUGCGACAUGGAGCCCUCAAAGCAAUGCCAUCGUCUUCACCAGGGACAACAACCUCUACCUCAGAGACCUAGCCACGAAGAAGGUCACUCAGAUCACCAAGGAUGGUGGGCCUGAAUACUUCUACGGUAUUCCUGACUGGGUGUACGAGGAGGAAGUCUUUGCCGGUAACAGCGCCACCUGGUUCUCCGAGGAUGGCAAGUACAUUGCCUUCCUGCGCACGAACGAGACGGGUGUCCCUGAGUACCCGCUGCAAUACUUCGUCUCAAGACCUAGUGGCAAGAAGAAGCCCGAAGGCGAGGAGACCUACCCGGAUGAGAAGCGCAUCAAGUACCCUCGCGCAGGCAGUCACAACCCUGUCGUGGACAUUCUCUUCUACGACGUGGCCCGCGGCGAUGUCUUCUCGGUUGACAUCAACGAUGCUUUCCCCGACGACGACCGACUAAUCAACAUGGUUCUCUGGGCUAACCAGAAGGUCUUGAUCAAGGAGACCAACCGCGUGAGUGACAUUAUGCGUGUGGUCCUUGUCGAUGUUGUCGCUCGCUCUGCCAAAACUGUCAACACCAUUGACGUCGGAAAGAUUGACGGCGGGUGGUUUGAGAUAUCCCACGAAACCCAGUUCAUUCCCGCGGACCCUGCCAACGGACGCCCCGAGGACGGCUAUGUCGAUACGGUUGUUCACGACAAUGGUGACCAUAUCGCGUACUUUUCUCCCAUGGACAACCCUGAACCUGUCUACCUUACUUCCGGCCCCUGGGAGGUAGUCAGCGGCCCGUCUGCAAUUGAUCUGAAGAACAACUUGGUGUAUUUCGUUUCCACCAAGGAGUCUUCCAUCCAGCGCCACGUCUACAGUGUUUACCUGAACGGCACUGACAUGAAGCCCUUUACUGACACCAGCUUCGAGAGCUACUAUGACAUCUCAUUUUCCAGCGGCGCGGGCUUCAGUCUCCUCUCUUACCUCGGCCCCAAGGUUCCCUGGCAAAAGGUCGUCAGCACUCCCAGCAACCCCAACAAGUACGAGCACAUAGUAGAGGAGAACAAGGAAUUAGCCGAGAACGCUAAGAGAUACGAGCUUCCCCUUCUCAAGUACGGCACCAUCAAAGUGGAUGACGUUGAGCUCAACUACGUCGAGCGCCGCCCUCCGCACUUCAGCGAGAAGAAGAAGUACCCUGUCCUCUUCCACCAGUACUCCGGCCCUGGCUCGCAAUCUGUGGCGAAGAAGUUCUCGGUCGACUUCCAGUCGUACGUCGCUUCAGCACUAGGUUACAUCGUCGUCACAGUCGAUGGCCGCGGCACCGGUUUCAUCGGCCGCAAGAACCGCGUACUCGUCCGCGAGAAGCUCGGUCACUGGGAGGCGCACGACCAAAUUGCCGCCGCGAAGAACUGGGCGGCUCGGAAGUACGUCGACUCCUCGCGCAUCGCCAUCUGGGGCUGGAGCUACGGCGGCUUCAACACUCUCAAGACGCUCGAGAUGGACGCUGGCCAGACUUUCAGCUACGGUAUGGCGGUCGCCCCCGUCACAGACUGGAGGUUCUACGACUCCAUUUACACAGAGCGCUACAUGCGGACGCCGCAGCUGAACCCGAACGGGUAUCAGCAGACGGCCGUCACCAAUGUAUCUGCUCUCGCUGGCAACGUGCGUUGGUUGAUGAUGCACGGUGUCGCCGACGAUAACGUACACUACCAAAGCACGCUCACGCUUCUCGACAAGCUCAACCUCGAGGGCGUUGAGAAUUACGACGUUCAUGUGUUCCCUGACAGCGACCAUGGCAUUUACUUUCACAACGCGAACAAGAUUGUCUACGAUAAACUCAGCAACUGGCUCAUCAACGCUUUCAACGGCGAAUGGCUCAGGAUCACCGAUGCGAAGCCCAUGACGGAAGCUAAAGAGAAAGAGCGUAGAUCAAUCUCCGCACCGCUGGAGCUGCACUAA
Molecule: messenger RNA, 2817 nt
Organism: Colletotrichum chrysophilum
Lineage: Eukaryota; Fungi; Ascomycota; Sordariomycetes; Glomerellales; Glomerellaceae
Exons: 2
Coding region: 1-2817 (938 amino acids)
Biological process (GO): proteolysis
Molecular function (GO): serine-type peptidase activity; dipeptidyl-peptidase activity
Source: RefSeq, a predicted model, not a curated record